AUGGCAGACAGUUUUUCAUGGCUGAUUGUCUCUACAAAGUCUGGAGCAAGAUACAAACCUGGGAGCAGGAAGUUCCCUAGACGUCGAGAAUCCCCAGCUCCAUCAGAAGGAUCUGUUGGUUCUGAGGGAGGAGUUAUUCCACGACAAACCUACCAGGCUCCAGAAGGAUAUGACACGCCCACUAUCAGACAGUUUAGGGAUUAUCUGGAUAAUACCGGAUUGGAGCAAAACUUUAAGGAUCUGAUUAAACUUUUACUGGACAGGAAUGAACUGCCUUAUAACCCUUAUCCUGGGUUUGUUAAUAGGUUCAGACAGUUUGGUGAAAAAUUUCACAUGGAACAAGAGUCUGCGGAGAAAAUUCAUCAUAAACUUAGAAAUGCGAUGAAGGAAACAUUCCUGCCAUAUCUGUUUACUAUUAAGAACCACAACACUGUUUGGGGUUUGUCUAGUAUCCUCAAGGUCAUCAAUCCUCAGGCUUUGUCUAAAUAUAAAUGGCUGCUCGACGACCUCACUCCCCAUCCUGAAGAUGUUUUAUCAUCUGGUGAUUAUACUAAUCAAGUGAUGUUAGCACUGGUAGGAUCAUGUGUAUUUGAUGGAACAUUUUUCCCACAAGUCCACAGUGUAACCAUUAGGAAGGAAUACCUGAUAUCUGGGGAAGAUGUACAGCAGGGUGUGUCGAUAUUUGUAAAUUCCAUUAUGGCAGAAAUUGACAGCAUGUACAGCAAUCCACGACAUAUCAUGUUGGGUAUAAACAUUCCUUACGCUAAUGAAGAAUACCCUGAUGUAAUAAUGUUUGAGUUCUGGGACCCUGAUAGAAUACAAGGAGACAAGGAUGAGUUUCUACAGAUUGUAAGUGAUACAGUAGUCAAUAAUAAAUACAUUCACAUGGAGUGUGUCCUGAGGAUCAGCCCUUAUCAUCCACAAUACAUGAGGGGUACAAUCCAAUUCUCUUUAAACUUCUUGGAGAUAAAAGAUGACCUGAUUGAGGAAGGUUUGCAGAGUUUUGCUGAGUAUCCCAUGGCCUCUCUACAUGAAGGAGUAUUUCUAAAUGCAACUCAUGCAGAAGCUUAUUUGUCCAUCUUCUCACCAACAGUAGACCAGUAUGAUGAUCAGACACCAAGGUCACCUUUACCACAGAGCAGACAGGCCAGAGGUAGAGCACCAACUAGUCAUGCACCCAGUCGAGCACACAGUCGGGUCAGCCAAAUAACAGGACAUAGCAGAAAUAGAAAGUUCUCAUCAGCUCAGGGCCAUGAUCUCACUCGUAUACAACAGCAUGUAUAUGACAGAAUGGACCAUAUCAAACCGCAGAAAGUAAGAAUAGAUGGGUUCCGUAUUGGUGAUGAAUCAUCGUAUGGACCCUUUGCAUGGCAGAUCACUACACCUAUUAAAGCCUACUUACAGAAGAAAAUGGCCAGUCAUCAGAUGCAUGCAGAAUUGUUUGAAGCUGUACUUUGUGGGAUACUGUUAUGGCUACUGGACAGAGAAUCAUAUGACAAAGAUCUAACUGUUGAGUUGUACAAGCUUACCCACAGUACUGCAGGGUCAUUAUACCUAAUAAUGGAACAGAAUAAAACCUUACGCUAUAUACUCAAAGCUUUUGUAAAUAGACAAGAAACAGGACCAAUGAGGGAAUACUUGGCAUUAUACAGAGAAUCAUUUGUUCAUCUGUUCCUAAGUAAUUUAUAUGAGAGAAGUAAUGAGCAGAUAACUGUUGGUAAGGUAACUGUAGCACAGCUGGAUGAUCUCAUGCCCAAUAGUAUGAUUCAAUUUGGGUCAUAUGACCAUGUGCAAAUGGCACUAAAGACAUUGAAGAAUAUGAACUGGUACUGCAUGUCUCUUCUACUACAGCUCUCUGAAGAUAGUCUGAACAGGUGUCCAAUAUUUAAGGAUAUUCUCAUUACCAUGAAGUCUACAUUCCCAGAUGUUAUACCACAACCUAUAACUAGACACAGGAACAGACAAGAUCCAGCAGGAGUUGACCUGGAAACUGAUGUUGUACAUGGCUUAGAAGAUGAAAAUAUUAUAAAUCAUGAAAGAUUAGUGAUUAACAUUGAUGAAUGUGAGGCCAAAGAUUCAGCUCCAAAGACAAUAUCAAGGGAAUCUGUUUUCAUUAAGUAUAUGAUAGAUACACAUUUAGAUGAAUCCUGGCAUAAGUACUUGACAGAGUUGGUGACAGCAGAGUUUUUCCCUCCGAAUCCAUUUCCACGUCUAACAACAAUCUUUAGACAGAAUGCUAUGAGAAUGGACCUGUGUUUUGAGAGAGAUUCAGUAAUUACAGAGAAUAUCCUUAAUACAAAUAUCAAGUUAGAUGAUAAAGAAAAUUUUAUUUACAACAUUCCUGGAAUUGAUGCCUAUGGAACACCAAGUGCAUUACAAGUUCUUGACACUGGAAUCUACAUGAACCUAAGUCAGAUUGUUUCCAUGUUAACACAACAGAACUACAUACAGAGAAAAGGUCCAUACAGGGUUGGCAUUUGUUUGGCAUUAAGUGGUCCUAGUAUACUGUAUGGUAAAAUGCAGCCAUAUUUAAACGAAGUUGAGUUACAUGAACAUUGCUAUAUUAUGGGACCACCUGGAUGUCAAGGGGAGGCAAUUCAACUGUUUGCUAUGAUUGUCCAGAACUACCUUGUUGAUUUGAUACAAAAGAAUAUGAUUCCAGUAUCGGGUAUAUACUUUGGUGAAAGUCAGAAUCGAUGGACUUGGGAGGAUAUACUUACACUCAGAGCUGGAUUUAUAUCAGAAUUCUGUACUAUCUGUGCCAGAAAGGAACCUAUUUUUAUGAAGGCCUUUGUUUUGAUGGACCAAUGGAGAUAUGUUCCAGUGAGAAAAUAUUUCCUACUCCACUUCAUGACAGAUGAUGAAAUUGAAGGAGAGUUAUUUUUCCCAGAUAAUCCAGUAGCAUUUUACCAAAGCAUAUUCCUUAGCAGAGAUAGGGCAGCAUUUCACUAUCAGAAUGGUGGACCAAAACAAGGAGUAAAUUCCAUGACUGGCCCUAAUGUAAAGAAUUCUGUCAAUCAUCUAGAUUAUAUGAUGGCUGCUGCAAAAUCAAGAUCUGAUUGGAUAACUGUUCACAGGGCCCUCCUUCUCAAGAGUCUCAUUCAGCAGAAUGACACCCAUAUUGGUGAGUCCUGGAAGAUGCUUCACUCUGUCGCUGCCCAAGUGGAGUAUAUUAUAGCCAUCAUUGAUGCUAUACAGGACCUGGUUCAGCUUAUUAUAGAAUAUAAGGAAUUCCUUACAAAAUAUGAGUCAACACCAAACACGGCUGCAAGUCAAAGAACAAGGGCAACACCUCCUCAGUCCAGAGCUCAGACUGGUCAAAAGACAGCUGAUUCACAUAAAGCAAGAAAAGCAAAUACUCUGCUACCAAAUUUCCAGAGUCCCAUUGACGAAGGAGUAUUUGGUCAGAUGUGCAUGGUGUUCCACAGACGUCUGGUAGAGAUAUGUAAAGGGAGGAUAACUCUUGCAAGCGCUGCAUUAGCAGAAUUUGUCAAAGCUAAAUUGAAAACAUCAAUAGAAGAGGAUCCAUAUCUUAAUAACUUUUACUUUGCUUACGAAGACCAGACAUUAUUCCGUUUGGAGGAAGUUAAGCAUAUGAUGAGAAUGGUACAAGACUGUUUAUCUUCAGAUGUGCAUUUAAUUAGUGACAAAGCACAAAGUGUUGUAGAUGACCUUGAAACAGAUAUGGCUGAAGGUCGACCUAGUUCUGUAGCAUCAUAUAUACUAAAUGAUCCUUACAUGAAAAUAAAGCAUCCAAGAGCCCAAAUGACUGCCAUAUUGGAAUGAUUUUAACAAAAAGACAGAUGUUAUGAUUCACUGAUCAUGGAAAUGUAAUAGUGCUAGCAGGGUAUGGUGUCCUAUUGACACAUAUUCUCGGUUUUAUGUAGCCCUGGGUAAAAUUAGAAUAUACUUUACGACAUGCAACCAAAUCGUUUAACAAAUAGUUAAAAAGAUGUCUUGUGCAAUCAAACCAGUGUAAUUUUGAGUACUAUGUACAUUUUUUGUGGUCACAUCAGUCAUUAGGCAAGGUACUAAAGUAGCAUUUUUUUAAUUUAAAAAUAAUAUGAGAAAUAAUUUCAGUUAUUGGCCCCUAUCUCUUUACAAUAUGAUAUAUUUUUCUUUCAAUUAUUGGUCCUUGGUUAAUGUCCCUUAAUGAUUUUAUAUAGCUGUAUAUUGUUUCUGGUUAUAACUUUUUACUUGAGUUUUGCUCAUUGUUGAAGGUCGUAUGGUUACCUAUAGUUGCUAACUUUUACAUCAUUUGGUUUCUGGUGGAAAGUUGUCUCAUUUGCAAUCAUAUAUACCACAUCUUGGAUAUGGAUACUCUGCUUAAUUUCAUGCGUUACAAGAAAUCCAUAAUUUCAAUAUCAGUAUACGUUUAAAUCCGAGAUAUGAUGUAUAGCGCAAAUUGACAACAACCCCAAAACAUUAAAAUAAAUAUGUUCAAUAUGUUGCAUUCUACUAGUAUAGAAACAUGUUCUCUAGAAUGUUAUUUGUUUUACUGUAAAUUCAGAAAUUAUUGCGAGGUUUAUAUUAAUGGAAAUAAUGCAAAUGGGUGAGAAUCGCAAUAACGAGAACUUACAUUUCUUUAAAUAUGAUACAUAUAGCUAUAUGAAGAUAUAACUGAAAUCGCAAUAAUAAAUCUCACAUUUUUGUCCAAUCUUCAAAAAUCGCAAUAAUAAAUGCACACAAUAAUUUCUGAAUUUACAGUAUUUGAGUAUGUAUUAUAAGUGAAAAUUAUUUCUCUAAUUUUCAUGCUAUUUUCACAUGUCUCCAUAGGUGUGAGAAAAAAUUUUCUCCUCUCUAGAGAAAACUUUGUUUUUGGCAAAUGAUUGGACGAAGUUUCCAUUAUAACGUCAAAUUUUCUUGAUUUCUUCUGAAUUUCCUAUUGUGACGUCAUGAAAAAAGGCGAACAUGCCUGAUGACGUCACAUAUAAAGAACACAACUUUCUGCAAAUCUUUGAAGAGGAAGGUUAAACUUGUUUAGAAAUUGUCUUAAAAUCAUUAGAGAAACAGAUUCCCCUACUAUAUCUCGUGUAUUAUGAUAUUUCUCCACUCUCAACAGUUAAAUUUUAAAUAUUUAAAAAGCUCGGCAAGCCUCACGAUUUAAAUUUAAAAAAUUUACUGUCUCGAGUGGAGAAAUAUUGUAAUACACUUGAUGCAGUGGUGGAAUAUAUAUAAAUCUACUUAUCAUUAGUCACUGCAAAAUAUUUCUUAUGGAUUCACAGGAAAUCCAAUAUUUUUGUUAUGAAUUUAACUGAUACUCAAUUUGUUUCAAACAUAUUCUGAAAUGAGACUGCCAAAUUUAAAUCAUAUUCUGUCCACCAUUUUUUUAUUCCAUAUUUUCUAAUGUCUGUGUUUGUUUAUAUGUUUUCAACAGAUUUAUCAUUAUAUUGAGUCAGACAUAUUUUAAACUGUGAUAUCUAAUGUGAAUCCAUCCAUAGAUUUAGAAGUUCGUUUUGAUAUGAAUAUUAGUUGUUGAAAAAUAUAUAUAUUUUUGUACUUAUUUAUUUAAUGAAUAAAUAUUGAAAAAUAAAAGGAAACAAAAAUU
Mytilus californianus (California mussel) is the source of this 5548-nucleotide messenger RNA. RefSeq lists its product as uncharacterized. Bases 1 to 3786 code for a protein of 1261 amino acids. Lineage: Eukaryota; Metazoa; Mollusca; Bivalvia; Mytilida; Mytilidae. The record is from RefSeq and is a predicted model, not a curated record. The transcript has 30 exons.